Cynara cardunculus var. scolymus (artichoke) is the source of this 1191-nucleotide messenger RNA. RefSeq lists its product as uncharacterized. The record is from RefSeq and is a predicted model, not a curated record. The transcript has 3 exons. NCBI's taxonomy places the organism in Eukaryota, Viridiplantae, Streptophyta, Magnoliopsida, Asterales, Asteraceae. The coding region runs from base 1 to 1191 and encodes 396 amino acids.
AUGGUUCUUGCCGUUAUCGUUGUUAAAUUCCUUUUGCUGGUAUCGGUGGUGUCUUCUAAAGUUAUACUUCAAAAUCCGAGUUUCGAAACUCGACCAACAAAUCUAACGACAAAUGCCACCUCCGGAUUUGCUCUCCUUGAUGCCAAAGCGAACGUUAUCCCCGGUUGGUCGUUUAAUGGCACGGUUUGGUACGUAACAUCGGGUGAAAACAUUUCGCUGCCCGAAAAUGGUCACGGCUUGCAGUUGGGUCCAAACGGUACGAUCAACCAGACAUUCAGAUCAACUGGAAGUUACGAUUACGUCCUCACCUUCACACUUGCUCCGAGCCGGGAAAACUGCGCCAACAACUUCACGGCUGUAAAUGUUUCGGGCCCGGGUACAUCGGAGGUGUUUUUUUUCAAAGAAUCACUCGGGAAAGAAUCAUGGCAAACUUAUGGUUUUUCGUUAGGGAGCCGUGAAAACCGAAGGGGUCUUAUGAGUUUACAGAUUCAAAGUGUUGCGACCGAUAGUCGUAGUAAUACAAGUUGUUGGCCGAUCGUCGACACUCUUCUGAUCAACGGGAUUCAGAAUCCAAGGAUGUAUUCAGAUAAUGGCUUUGUAAACAGUGGGUUUGAAGUUGGACCAGCAUUUAUCGACAACUCCUCUCAAGGAAUCCUACUCGAGGCUGAUUCCAACAACGAUCCUUCCAAUUUUGUUAAAUCUCCACUGCAAGAUUGGAUCAUUUUAGGCACCGUUAAAUAUAUCGACUCGAAACAUUUCGCGACGCCACGAGGCCGAGCAGCGGUCGAGCUCGUUUCCGGUAAUCCGUCGGGAAUCCUGACAAACGUGUUCUUUUUGAGACAUGGGCAAGUUACUCUCGAUUUUAUCAUGGGCGAUGCUAAUGACUCGUGUGUCGGAGAUUUCACGGUGUUUCUGCAAGUCGGAAACACGAUAUGGAACUUUACAAUGAGGAGCAUCGGUCUCGGAUCAAGAGAGAAGCAUUCCGUGACAUUUAAGGCGGAAUUUAGCGAUUCGGAUUCAGUUCCUAUCAGUUUUGUCAGCUUUAACGAGACUCGAACUAGUGAUCACCAGGUGUUAUGUGGACCCGUUAUUGAUAGCACGAAAAUAUGGUUUUCCAAUGGGAAACAAUUGGGUAACAAACUUGUGACUUUUAGCUUCGUUUUUGUAACGACAUUUCUAUUUAUGGCAUAA